GUCCUACUGAAAAUCAGCAUAAUUCAUACGUUUUUGCAGGUCAAUACUAUUAUACUGAAGAGACCGAAUGGAUUUUCAGUGAAGAAGCACAAUAAUGGUAUAACCUAAUUUUGUCCAAAAUGAUCCUGUCUCGAAAGCAGACUAUGGGAUUAUAUAACUCUGGAUUCUUAUUGAGAUGUGAUCCCCAUUCUCAUAUGCAAUGUCCUGCUUACUACACACUACCUUAGCAGUUAGUAAUAAUAUAUCAAAUGGGUGGAGUGCUAGUUUGAAACAGGUUUCUGUUGAGCUGAGUGAAUGGGCUGUUUUGGUGUAGCCUGAGCCAGUAGUCCAGCCAGGAUAGAUGAAGUGUCUAGCCUGUAGGUUAGUACUGUGGCUGUGUACUAGUCUGACACGCUGUUUAGUGUGGGAGUGUGGGAUUGUGGGUGCAGCUGAUGUCUCAACCCCCCACGUGUCUGCGGGGAAACUGGCCACGCGCAGAGCAUCCACCCAGGAACCAGUAAGUAAACAGUGUUUCAAUGCGUCUGCUUUGUUCUGCAUUUAAUUCUAUUCUAUUUUGUUGUAUUAUAUUUCAUGAGCUCUUGUAUCGAUGAAGGGUUUCACCAGUGGGGUUUUUGACUGAAUGAUGAGAUGCAGUAAGGUGCAGCACAAAGCCUUUCUCUCCACACAUAACCACCGCCUUCUUCCAUCUGAUUUCUCUAGCUGGUUCGUUUGUUAUUUUUUCAUUAGCUAUACAGUAUGAUAAUAAGCUACGUGGGUGUGAUGUGGAGUUGAAUGAAUUGACCAUAGAGCCAUUAUAUACAGAGGCGUGCACGGGCACGAUGCGCGCUCCCGUGCCGACAGAAUUACUACCACCUCAGACAAUACAUUAAAACGAUCAGAGGGUUAGGACACGAGGAGCCAGCUGACCCGGUCUUAACACAUUUCCGCCUUCUGCAAAGAUUUUUUUCCACCCAAUGUAGCCCAACAGCUGGUUAGUGAAUUAACAUCAUAACCCCAAAUCUCUUUUGGUCGACUGAAGAAAAAUCACGAUGAAAUUUCCAGUUGAGAAUCCAAGGAAACAAGUGAACUGGAACCCCGAGCAAGUGGUGGUUCAGACAAACUUGGCCCAUCCAAAGAAGCCGCAGCCAGGUGUGGUACAGUCCUCCCUGGUCCAGGCCAGUGUAGCUGCCAUGCAGAACCCCAUGGGCUGUGAGGCAAAGGCAAAUGAACACUGCCCCCUGCCACGGCUCUCCAUCUCCUCACGCUCAGCGAGCAUAGUGACCAGCAUGGACGCCGUAGCUGAUGGCUCCGCCCUCCACUCUGUGAUGAAGUGGAAGACGGUGCUGGCUGUGUUUGUGGUGGUAGUGCUCUACCUGGUGGGGGGUGGAUUAGUGUUUCAGGCGCUAGAACAGCCCUUCGAAAGUGACCAGAAAAACACCAUCACACAGGAGAAAGCUCUGUUCCUCCAGGGGAACCCGUGUGUUUCCCCCUCCGAACUGGAAGCUUUAAUCAAGCAUUCGAUAGAUGCGGUCAGUGCUGGGGUUAGUCCUAUCGGAGACACAGCCUAUAACUCCAGCCACUGGGACCUCAGCAGUGCCUUUUUCUUUGCUGGGACCGUCAUCACCACAAUAGGCUAUGGGAACAUUGCACCCAGCACGGAGGGAGGCAAGAUUUUCUGCAUCCUGUACGCCAUAUUUGGAAUUCCUCUGUUUGGGUUCCUACUGGCUGGCAUUGGUGAUCAACUUGGGACCAUGUUUGUUAAGAGCAUUUUAAAGGUGGAGGGAAUUUUCCGGCAGAAACAUAGGCAGAUAAGUCAGACUAAAAUCCGCGUCACCUCCACCAUUCUCUUCAUCCUGGCUGGGUGCAUUGUCUUCGUCACCAUCCCAGCUGUCAUCUUCAAACACACUGAAGGCUGGACUACACUGGAGGCCAUCUACUUUGUUGUUAUUACUCUCACAACUGUUGGUAUUGGAGAUUAUGUAGCAGGUGGGGACAGAAUGAUUGAAUACAAGAAGUGGUAUAAGCCACUAGUUUGGUUCUGGAUCUUAGUGGGUCUGGCGUAUUUUGCAGCAGUUCUCAGCAUGAUAGGAGACUGGUUAAGAGUCCUUUCCAAGAAGACUAAAGAGGAGGUCGGGGAGUUUAAGGCCCAUGCGGCUGAAUGGAAGGCGAAUGUGCGUGCUGAGCUGCGGGAAACCCGGAGGCGCCUCAGCGUAGAGCUCCAUGACAAGCUCCAACGUGCUGCCACCAUUCGCAGUAUGGAACGCCGACGCCUGGGUCUGGAGCAGCGUGCACGAUCUCUUGACAUGCUCUCUCCAGAGAAAAGAGCCAUCUUCUCCAGCUUUGACAGGGGUCGAUUCACCACAUCCUCACAGGAGAGCAUCGACACAAAGCUGAGCAAUCUACGAAUGAAGGCAGAGCACUACAGCAAGCACACGGCCUCAGAGGAAAACAUCUUCAACCGCUUUGGCUCUCUUGGCAAGCUGACCAAGCGCAACAGAAACAAAGACAUGCCGCCAAAUAUCGCAGAGGAUGCAAUGCGACUCAGCAGCAAUGGCAGCAACAACACACUGGCUGAGGAGAGACAGGAGGCUCAUGAAGAGGGGGAUCAGGAGGAGGAGGUGACAGAGAAAGAGAACAACACCACGCUCACCAAUCUGCCACAACACACUGAGCAGCAAGAGCAGCUGAACGGUUUUGUGCCCGCUCAGGCCAAAGAGAGAGAGACAGAGAAAAUGCUGGUAGAGAGAGAGCAUCAGCCAUAGACAAGUCAAUGAAAAUGGGCGGCAAGCGAUUCAUGAAUGCCACAGAAUGUGCCUUUCUGUUUUGUACGCUAUGGCUCAAGUCAUUAAGAUGAAUCUUAGUCAGUGUCUCUUAUUCUCAAACAACUAAUACAUCUUGGUUGCCAAAAAUGUGAGCUAUCAGGGGUCAUAGAAUCGUCAGUGAAAUCUUCUCAACUAUGAAGCAUGCUGUAUUUUUUUUUUUACCGUUUCAGAGUUAUUUAGUGCUACUUACAGUGCAAGAGACUGUGAUAUAGCAACAUUUAUCUGUGUUUUAAAGAGGGGCCAUGACCAUGGCUUUCCAGGAGCCAUCUCCUUGAUGUGAAACUGCUGCUGUAAUACUCAGUUACUUUGUGUUCAGUUGUAUCAAAGAUGUAAGUUUAUAGAGAGCAUGUCAGACUUUAAUACAUGUUUGGCUUUAAACCCAUUUCAGAAAUGUAAAACUGCAAACUGGUUCAAUAACACCUUGACUUACAUUUACAGCGUUUGGCAGACACCCUCAUCCAGAGAGACUUACAUUUAUCUCAUUGAUACAACCAAGCAGUUGAGGGUUAAGGGCCUUGCUCAAGGGCCCAGCUUGGCAGUGCUAGGAUUUGAACUCACAGCCUUCUGACAGGUAGCUCAAAGUCUUAAGCACUGAGCUACCACUGCCCCUGACUUGAAGAGUGAAACUUUGAUAUAAACAAUGUGCAGUUUCUUGUUGAUUAUUUGCCAAUAUUCCAACAAUAAACAGAUAAAGAAAUAGA
This is a messenger RNA of Pangasianodon hypophthalmus (striped catfish), 3502 nucleotides long. RefSeq names its product potassium channel, subfamily K, member 10b (gene kcnk10b). The record is from RefSeq and is a predicted model, not a curated record. Gene Ontology annotation, biological process: stabilization of membrane potential; potassium ion transmembrane transport. The transcript is spliced from 7 exons. The coding region runs from base 1029 to 2741 and encodes 570 amino acids. Gene Ontology annotation, cellular component: membrane. NCBI's taxonomy places the organism in Eukaryota, Metazoa, Chordata, Actinopteri, Siluriformes, Pangasiidae. Gene Ontology annotation, molecular function: potassium ion leak channel activity.